Molecule: messenger RNA, 2901 nt
Organism: Cynocephalus volans (Philippine flying lemur)
Lineage: Eukaryota; Metazoa; Chordata; Mammalia; Dermoptera; Cynocephalidae
Gene: AOC2
Product: amine oxidase copper containing 2
Exons: 4
Coding region: 284-2560 (758 amino acids)
Biological process (GO): amine metabolic process
Cellular component (GO): plasma membrane
Molecular function (GO): quinone binding; primary methylamine oxidase activity; copper ion binding
Source: RefSeq, a predicted model, not a curated record
CUGGUCUAAAUGAUGGAAAUCAGUAGUUACAAUUGACUGCUACCAAGAGGAGUUCAGAGGCAAGAGAGAGGCUAUUCAUGUGGCAGCUGUGCCUUGAGCCAAACCACAGAACAGAAAAUUGGAGCAGAAUUUAAAAAAUCAAGGUCAGAAAUUUCCUGUUCAGCCCACAGGGUGGAGUUUUCUCCAUUCCUAUCCAUCCUAGUGAAUAUAAACCCUGACUUGAUGUUGGUAACUUGAAGGAGUGGCAUAGGUAGGGUUCUGAUUUUAGCUCUCAGCAUCCACCAUGAAUCUCAAGGUAGUCCUGGUGUUUCUGGCACUGUCCCUCAUUACCAUCUUUACCCUGGCCUAUGUCUUGCUGACCCGCCAGGGUGGUUCCAGCCAGCCUCCCCACUGCCCCUCUGUAUCCCACAGUGCCCAGCCCUGGCCACACCCUGGCCAGAGCCAGCUGUUUGCAGACCUGAGCCGAGAGGAGCUGACGGCUGUGAUGAGCUUUCUGACCCAGCAGCUGGGGCCAGGCCUGGUGGAUGCUGCCCAGGCCCGCCCCUCGGACAACUGUGUCUUCUCAGUGGAGCUGCAGCUGCCCACCAAGGCUGUAGCCCUGGCCCAUCUGGACAGUGGGGGCCCCCCACCUGCCCGGGAGGCACUGGCCAUCGUCUUCUUUGGUGGACAAUCCCAGCCCAACGUGAGUGAGCUGGUGGUGGGGCCAUUGCCUCACCCCUCCUACGUGCGGGAUGUGACUGUGGAGCGCCAUGGGGGCCCCCUGCCCUAUCACCAACGUCCCCUACUGAAAACUGAGUUUGCCCAGAUGCGGAGGCAUUUGAAAGAGGUGGAACUACCCAAGGCACCCGUCUUCCUGGCUUCCGUCUUCAACUACAACGGCUCCACUUUGACAUUUCUGCACGCCUCCCCUUGUGGCUUGCGCUCAGGGGACCGAGCUACCUGGAUAGGCCUCUACCAUAACAUCUCAGGUGUUGGUAUUUUUCUUCACCCUGUGGGACUGGAGCUACUGCUGGACCACAGGGCUUUGGACCCUGCCCGCUGGGCUGUCCAGCAGGUCUUCUAUCUUGGGUACUAUUAUGCAGACUUGAGCCAAUUGGAAUGGGAGUUUAAGUCUGGCCGGCUGGAAGUGGUUAGAGUCCCUCUACCCCUACCAGAUGGGGCUUCAUCUCUGAGGUCCCGGAUCUCCCCAGGUCCUCUUCCCCCUCUUCAGUUCUCACCCCAGGGUUCCCAAUUCAGUGUACAAGGGAACCUGGUGGUAUCCUCUCUCUGGACGUUUACCUUUGGCCAUGGGGUGUUCAGUGGCAUGAGGAUUUUUGAUAUUCGGUUCAAGGGUGAGCGAGUGGCCUAUGAAGUCAGUGUCCAGGAGUGUCUGUCUGUCUAUGGUGCUGAUUCACCCAAGACAAUGGCGAUCCGAUAUUUGGAUAGCAGCUAUGGACUUGGCAGUAACAGCCGAGGCUUGGUGCGGGGAGUGGAUUGCCCCUAUCAAGCCACAAUGGUGGACAUCCACAUAUUAGUGGGCACAGGGGCAGUUCGGCUGCUCCCCGGGGCUGUGUGUGUAUUUGAGGAAGCCCAGGGACUACCCCUUCGAAGGCACCACAAUUACAUUGAGAGUCAUUUCUAUGGUGGCUUGGCCAGCUCAGCUCUUGUAGUCAGGUCUGUGUCAUCUGUGGGCAACUAUGACUACAUUUGGGACUUCGUGUUGCACCCAAAUGGGGCACUUGAAGGGCGGGUCCAUGCCACGGGCUAUAUCAACACAGCUUUCCUGAGUCGGGGAGAGGAGAGCCUCCUCUUUGGGAACCGCGUGGGGGAACGAGUGCUGGGGGCGGUGCACACGCACGCCUUCCACUUCAAGCUGGACCUGGAUGUGGCAGGACUGAAAAAUUGGGUGGUAGCUGAAGAUGUGGUGUUUAAACCUGUGGCAGCCCCCUGGAGUCCGGAACACAAGCUGCAGCGCCCACAGCUGACCCGGCAGGUCCUGGAAAAGGAGGACCUGGCAGCUUUUCCCUUGGGGAGCCCUCUUCCCCGCUACCUUUACCUGGCUAGCAACCAGACUAAUGCCUGGGGUCACCAGCGUGGGUACCGAAUCCAGAUCCACAGCCCCAUCGGCAUACACAUGCCUCUGGAAAGUGACAUGGAGAGGGCCCUCAGCUGGGGGAGAUACCAACUCGUGGUGACCCAGAGGAAGGAGGAGGAGUCUCAGAGCAGCAGCAUCUAUUACCAGAGUGACAUCUGGACACCCACUAUGGCCUUUGCUGACUUCAUCAACAAUGAAACCCUCUUAGGAGAGGAUCUGGUGGCUUGGGUUACAGCCAGCUUCCUGCACAUUCCCCAUGCUGAGGAUAUCCCCAACACAGUGACUCUGGGGAACAGAGUUGGCUUCUUGCUCCGACCCUAUAACUUCUUUGAUGAGGACCCAUCCAUCUUCUCUCCUGGCAACGUCUACUUUGAGAGGGGGCAGGAUGCUGGGCUCUGUAGUGUCAACCCUGUGGCCUGCAUCCCCCACCUAGCAGCCUGUGUCCCAGAUUUGCCCCCUUUCUCUUACCAAGGCUUCCAGCCCUGAGGGUGUGGUGGGACAUAUUGGGGGUUGGGGGACUGAGACACAUGCCUCUUCCUCUCUACUCCCACUCCUUGUUCCCUGUGUUUUUAUCACACCUGUUCCUUGGAGUUGCACCCUGUCAAUGUUCCUUAAGGAACAGCCUCUUCCCACGCUUAAAUCCCCACAAAUCGCCAUAUAUUCCUUUGGCUAAUUCUUAUUAUCUGUUCAUUUUUUAAAUGAUAAACUUAUUAAAGUGAUUUUAAAAUAUUCAAGCAAAAACACCACAAAUCCUACCACUCAGAUAUAGCUGAUGUUCAUAUUAUACCAGAUAUUUCUUUAUGCAUGUGCAUUCAAAAAGAAGAGUA